UCUCAAGGGAGCGGAAAAGCAGUUACUGCAUAGUAUGUAAAAAAAUAAAAAUAAAAAGGAGCCCAGACAACCCAGACAAGCCCACAGAUUACUGCAUAGACGAUGUAAGUAACAGGGGGUAUGUCUAGCAAACGUAACAGAAGGACAAUCAAGCCACGAAUAGCCCUUAAUGAACACAACACAUGGUCUUCCCUCACUUCCAUCUUCCUAUCUUUCUAUCUUCAUCCUAACUACUAUUAUGGCAUAAUCCGCAAUCCACCUCUCGCAACAUCUUCCAUAUCUCAUCGUAUCACCCAGAUUCAUAUUUUCCACCUUCUUUUACUAAUGAAAGGUAACCGGUUUGCAUUAUUUGGAUUACUUAAUAGGCGCAUAUGCCGCAAGCGAAUCCCACCUGAAUGGAUCAGGAGCCCAUCGUACCAAACUCGUACUAUUCGUUCUCAUCUUACUAGCCUCAAUGUAAGUCAUCCACCUGAAUGGUCUGGGUAGUGGCAUAGUACGACCGAGAUGUGUGGGGAUAAAUGGCAAGGCGGCUGGCUGUGCGGCAACGACUAGCUACUUUUGAUAAUUCUCUCGCGCCCCGAAAACUGCCUCGGUUUCGGUUUUUUUUUCUAUCGAGGCGAGGGAAAGGGGGCAAGAAAUAAAUAAACCGAAUAAGUAACUAGACCAACAAAGGAUC
This is a messenger RNA of Daldinia decipiens, 676 nucleotides long. RefSeq lists its product as uncharacterized. NCBI's taxonomy places the organism in Eukaryota, Fungi, Ascomycota, Sordariomycetes, Xylariales, Hypoxylaceae. The transcript is spliced from 2 exons. The record is from RefSeq and is a predicted model, not a curated record. Bases 121 to 486 code for a protein of 121 amino acids.